This is a messenger RNA of Helianthus annuus (common sunflower), 3783 nucleotides long. RefSeq names its product disease resistance protein RUN1. The transcript is spliced from 7 exons. Lineage: Eukaryota; Viridiplantae; Streptophyta; Magnoliopsida; Asterales; Asteraceae. Bases 206 to 3628 code for a protein of 1140 amino acids. Gene Ontology annotation, molecular function: ADP binding; protein binding. Gene Ontology annotation, biological process: signal transduction; defense response. The record is from RefSeq and is a predicted model, not a curated record.
AUCAAUGAUCUUAAACAAUAAUGCAGUCCAUUGGAGAAUCUGAGUAUACAAAUAAAGCUUGAUGUCUCCUAAUUAAAUCUGUGCCCAACCAAAAAUUGAGUGGACAAGGUUACUUCUUUGCACAAAAAUAUCUUCUCCUAUAGUACUACAAAAUUGAGUAAAGUUUUUCUAUAGAACACUUUACUUUGUUUAAUAGUUAUGGUCUAUGAUCCCAAGUGAUAGUGGUUUCUUCUCCAUGACUACUGGUCACCCUUGUUUCAGUUAUGAUGUUUUUUUAAGUUUUCGAGGUGAAGAUACCCGUAAAACAUUUACCGAUCACCUCUACGCAGCCCUAAAGCAAGCAGGAAUCCGCACCUUCAGGGACGAUGAUGCAAUGGACCGAGGAAGACGACUAGAGCCAGAGCUGAAAAAAGCAAUUCGUGAGUCAGCAAUUUCGAUCAUUGUCUUCUCAAGAAACUAUGCAUCUUCCAAGUGGUGUCUUGAUGAGGUCUUAACGAUCAUUGAAGAACAAGAGAGACUUUCCUCUAAGCAUGAAGUUGUUCCUGUUUUCUACAACGUGGAGCCAUCGGAUGUCCGGAAUCAAACUGGAAGCUUUGAAGAAGCAUUUGGUGGGUAUGAGAGUAUGAUUGAGGCAGAAACAGAUUACCAGAAGAAGAUUGAAUUGCAGGAAAAGGUGAAGGCGUGGAGGAUUUCACUUAAAAAAGCUGGAAGCUUGACAGGAAUGGUAUUAGCGAACGGACAUGAAGCCAAAUUCAUUAGUAAUAUUGUUAAAGUGAUAAGAAAGAAACUCAACUGCAAGCUCUUGUACAUUGAGGACAAACUAGUUGGAAUAGAGGACAAUGUUGCUGAUAUUGAAUCAUGGUUGCAAGAUCCAUCACCUAAUGCAGUUUUCCUUUUUAUUCACGGGAUGGGAGGCAUUGGAAAAACAACCAUAUCAAAAUGCAUCUUUAACUCAAACUACCGUGAGUAUGAUGGCAGUUGCUUUCUUGCAGACAUUCACGAGUCCUCAAACCAAAACAACGGAUUGCUGCGUUUGCAAUGUCAGCUUCUCUCCAAUUUAUUAAGGAGUAACAAGGAAGAAGUUAUAUGGAAUCUUGAUGAGGGAACCAUUAAGGUUAGAAACGCCUUAUGCAAUAAGAAAGUACUUCUUGUCCUGGAUGAUAUCACAACAAGGCAACAAUUAACAGCACUACUCGGGCCACAACAGUUUUAUCCUGGAAGUAAAGUGAUCGUUACAACAAGGGACAAAGGCUUGUUAAGUUUUUUUGAAGUAAAUCCGAAGGUCCAUGCUAUUGAACAACUAGGCCCCAAUGACUCAAAUAAGCUCUUUAGUUUGUAUGCCUUUCAAAGAGAUCACCCUAUUGAACCCUACAUGAUCCAAUCGGAACAUGUAGUUCAUCAUUGUAGAGGGCAUCCUUUGGCUCUUAAAGUAUUGGGUUCUUUUCUAAAUGGAAAGACCAUAGAUGUGUGGGAAGACGCAAUGCGUAAACUAGAAGCAAUUCCGGAUCCUAAGAUUCAAAAAGUUCUACAAUUGAGCUAUGACACUCUUGAAGAAACCAACGAUCAAGAUUUAUUCCUACAUAUUGCUUGUUUUUUUGUGGGUGAGGAUAAAGAAUUCAUUGUGAAAUUGUUAGGCGAAUGCGAUCUGUACCCUAUAGUUGGGAUCCAAAAUCUAAUGGAUAGAUGUUUGCUUUACAUUGAAAAUGGGAGAGUGAUGAUGCACCAACUAAUUAAGGAAAUGGGUCAAGAAGUAGUUCGCAAAGAAUCACCAAGGGAUCCCGGGAAAAGAAGUAGAUUAUGGCACCAUCAUGAUUCGUAUAAUGUACUAAAAGAAAAUGGAGGUACAAGGAAGGUACAAGGACUUGCUCUUGAUAUGCAAAGGAUCAAGGGAAUGAAUUCAACUUCAAUUGUAAUUAGGGACAAUGGAAGAAAACGUAGUUUUGAAGAUUUUAGUGGUCGUACCAUCCACACAAAUAAUGAAAACUUCAAGGUUGGAGCUAUAGAAAAGAUGAAGAAUCUAAUGCUACUUCAACUUGACUACGCAACAUUUUCUGGUAGCUACAAGAAGUUGCCCAGAAAGUUACGAUUGCUACGCUGGCAUGGAUUUUCAUUAAAAUCCAUACCAAGUGAUGUACCUUUUGAGAACUUGGUAGUUCUUGACUUGCGUUACAGCAAAUUAAAAGAAGUAUGGGAUGGGUUCAAGGUGGUUGGAUCCCUAAAAAUUCUUAAUCUCAGUUAUUCUGUGGAGCUAAUUAAAACCCCUGAUUUUGAUGGACUCCCUAGAUUGGAGAGUUUGCACCUUGAAGGAUGCUUAAGUUUGAAUCAGGUUUGUGAAUCCAUAGGGAACCUUGAAAAACUGGUCUUGUUAGAUAUAAGUGGUUGUAGAAGUUUAAAAAAUAUUCCAUUCUUACCAAGAUCUUUGUUAUCACUUAAUAUGCAUGGUUGCUCAAACCUUGGAGGUCUUGGGCAAGUUCAAUGCAUGGAUUCAUGUUCACUCUCUUCUCUUUUAGUAGAUCUUGACAUCUCACAAUGCAAUCUCUUCGAUAAGUCUUUCCCAGAGGAUUGGGGUAACCUCUUCUCAUUGAAGUGCUUAGAUAUAAGCAAUAAUCAUAUAACUUCCUUACCAGGUUGUGUCAAACGUUUACCUAGUCUUAAAGUUCUCAAAGCUAUAAAGUGUUCACAUCUUCAAAAAGUUCUAGAUGUCCCAAAAUCCGUAACAGAGCUAAGUGUCUCUGAGAAUAUGUCCUUGGAAAUAGUGCAACCAACACCAAAUCCCUUAGCCUUCUUGUUCGCUGGUGAGUGCCAAAACCUGUGCGCAGUGGAGGGCUGUUUUAAGCUUGAAUCAAUCCAAAGCGUUGACAGGAAAAUUAUAAGAUAUCUUGGAUUAGAAUCGAUUUCAGAAAAUGGAACGGGGUUCAGAGGUGAUAAACAAAAUGCAUAUACAGAAGAGGUCUCCAUCAAGGUAUCCUAUGAGUUUGGUAUAUUCAGUACCUAUGUUUCUGGGAAAACACUUCCAUGUUUUAGGUAUAAAGAAACUGGAUCAACAGUAUCAUUUAGAGUUCCUCCACAUCCUAAUGGUUCAAAAACAAUUGGUCUGAAUGUGUGUUUCAUGUCUACUUCAAAUUUUGGAAGAUCAAUAAUUAGGGAGGUUGAAGUAAAUAAUAAGACCAAGGUCUUGGUAUGGAAAUACACUCCUACAAUACAAAUAACAUGUAAGAAAAAGGGUGAGUUUAAUUAUGUUUGGUUAAGCGUUUGGCGGACUGACAAUCUACUGGAUGACGGGGACGAAAUUGUUGUAAGCAUCAACCUGCAAGGAAGCGAUAUAGUAGAGGAGUGUUGUGCCGACCUUGUGUACGAUGAUGAUGAAGUUGGGGAGGAUAAGCAAGAAGAAAUGGAUGAAGAAACAAAGGACACCUGUUGCAUGUUCAAUCACAUUUCAUGGACUGACAAGCUUCGAGUAGAGAUAUCAGAUUAUGUUCAUAGUGGGAAAACAUAUUGCUUUAAGAUUGGUGGUGCUACCGAUGUUCCUAAUAUAGAUGGUAUUUAUGAUUUAAUUGUGGAUUGGUGGGGCCUAAGGGAAGACUGGAGAUGCAGAAUUAUUCAAGCAUGCGUUCCAAGUGAGAUUUGAUGAAACAAAACAGAAACCACUUGAGAUUUAGUUGUUGGGGUAAUAGAGAAGAUGGUAACCAAAGGACUUUUAGCCUUGUGAUAUCAAAUACUGUUCAUAAUGGUGUUUCUCCCUAAGUUGUAAGGGUUAGUGGCGAAUACAAAAAUUUUCUCUAA